Molecule: messenger RNA, 1065 nt
Organism: Colletotrichum spaethianum
Lineage: Eukaryota; Fungi; Ascomycota; Sordariomycetes; Glomerellales; Glomerellaceae
Product: allantoicase
Exons: 2
Coding region: 1-1065 (354 amino acids)
Biological process (GO): allantoin catabolic process
Molecular function (GO): allantoicase activity
Source: RefSeq, a predicted model, not a curated record
AUGGCCAGCGAACAGGAAUACACGCUGGAGCAGGUCAAGAACACUAGGAUCGCAUCCGAUGACAUUGACAAAACAUUCCGCUCAAGCAGCAUUGACUUGAUCUCUGCUGCCCUGGGUGGAAAGAUCCUUGCCUUUUCAGAUGAGUGGUUCGCCGAGGCCGCCAACUUGUUGACACCCACCCCUCCCAUCAGACAACCAGGCAAGAUGGUCUACACCGGUGCCUGGUAUGACGGCUGGGAGACGAGACGCCACAAUACUGAGCCCUUUGACUGGGUCAUUGUCCGUCUUGGUGUUGCCUCUGGAACCGUCGAGGGUGUGGAGGUCGACACGGCCUUUUUCUCUGGUAACCACGCCCCCUCAAUCUCAGUCGAGGGCUGCUUUAACCUCAACGACGACGAGGUCAUCUCGUGGAAGGGCGGCCGGGGCCAGUGGGAGACCAUCCUUGGCAACGAGGAGUGCGGCCCCUCGCAGCGCUUUGGGUGGAAGCUGGCGGAGCCCAAGCAGAAGCAGUAUACCCACGUUCGUCUCAAUAUGUACCCCGACGGUGGCAUUGCGAGGUUCCGUCUGUUUGGCCACGCCGUGCCCGUCUUUCCCGACGACAAAGAGGCCAUCUUCGACCUGGCCGCGGCGCAGAAUGGUGGUGUCGCCAUCUCAUGUAGCGACCAGCACUUUGGCACCAAGGACAACCUUCUACUGCCGGGCCGCGGCAAGGAUAUGGGCGACGGCUGGGAGACGGCGAGAUCGAGGACCAAGGGCCACGUCGACUGGACGGUUGUUCGCCUUGGGGCCCCGGGUUACGUGCAGAACAUAGUCGUCGAUACGGCGCACUUUCGCGGCAACUUCCCGCAAAAGGUUAAAGUUGACGCCCUUUCCUGGGUUGAAAGCGGCGAGCCCGGGGCGGACGCAGCCGGCUGGACGGAGAUCGUAGCUCCGAGCAAGUGCGGCCCGGACCAGGAGCACGAUUUCCCGAGCGCUCUCAGGGACAAGGCCGUGACACACGUUAAGAUCACCAUUAUUCCAGAUGGAGGAGUCAAGAGACUGCGUGUCUUCGGAAAGAGAGCCUAG